AUGGCUGAGCGCCAGGCGGCCACCAAGGGCCGGCGUAUGGGCUCCAGCCGGCGCAAGCAGCUGCACGAGAGCUCUGGCAAAGCCCCGGCGACAGCCCCCAGCCCCGGCGAGGAGCCGCCGUGGGCAUCCGAAAUAGUGCAGAGGGUGCAGGACUUCUUCAGGGAGCAGGACAAGGACCAGGCGGGUUUUGUCACCCGCUCGGACAUGCAGAAAUUGCAGGAGGCAGAUUGCCCGUGCAGCACAGAGGAGCUGGAGCUUGUCUUCGAUGGGCUGGAUGCUGCCAACACUGGGCGGUUAAGCACGGAGGAGUUCGCUGCUGGGCUCUGCCAGUUCCUGAGCUCCCAAAAAGCUGCCAGGGACCACCGCCGGCGGAAAACGACGUCGCGGAGGGUCCGCUUGGUCCUCCCCAGCCUGGCAUUGGAGGGGGCGGACAGUGAGGAGCAGAGACACUUUGCUGCCUUCAUGGACCAGCUGGGCACAGACAACGUCUCUGAAGAGCAGGAGAUCUGGCAGCUCUGGGUGAAGCUCCGGCAGGAUGAACCCCAGCUCCUGGUCAACCUGGAGGACUUUCUGGCCAAGAUGAGGCACCGCAUCCAAGAAGCCAGAAGGAAGAAGGAGGCUUUGGGGGUGACCCUGAACAACACGGCCCAGUGCCACCAGCAUGGCGUGGAGCUGCAGCGAGCGCUGGAGGCCAGCGAGAGGGAGGUGCAGCGCUUGGUCACGGCGCAGAGGGAGCUGGAGGCACGGUGCCACAGCCUCCGCGGCACGCAGCAGGCUGCCAGCACCGAAAACCGGCAGCUGGAGGAGAGCAACCGGGUGCUGGAGGACCACCUGCAGCACCUCCACCAGCAGCUCCAGCAGACCCACGGGCGCCUGCGGACAGCGAGGGCUGCACUGGCUCGGGAGCACGCAGAGGAGCCCGGGGACAGAGCGGCGGCAGAGCUGCCCGGCGAGAUGCCAAUGUCCCCGCAGAUGAGUCUGGAGAACAGCGCGAAGCACCACUCCAAGAUGCAGACUAGGCUGGGGUCCCAGAGCGGCAAGCUCAAAGCCAAGAGCACCCACCAAGUGCAGACACUGCCCGUCACCCCCGGGAUGAUGCUGAGCCCCAAACGGGGCUGGAGGCAGCCGCAGCCCGUGGCACAAGCCCUGGGGUCCUGCAAGAGACCCUCCCUGGACACAUCAGUCACAAGCUGUUUGAAGGAGACCCGAAAGAAGGACCAGCCCCAGCUGAGCUUCGUGCUCCAGACGUGA
Messenger RNA from Leptosomus discolor (cuckoo roller), 1251 nucleotides. The record is from RefSeq and is a predicted model, not a curated record. Lineage: Eukaryota; Metazoa; Chordata; Aves; Leptosomiformes; Leptosomidae.